Sesamum indicum (sesame) is the source of this 3075-nucleotide messenger RNA. Its product is annotated as BTB/POZ domain-containing protein. NCBI's taxonomy places the organism in Eukaryota, Viridiplantae, Streptophyta, Magnoliopsida, Lamiales, Pedaliaceae. Gene Ontology annotation, molecular function: protein binding. The record is from RefSeq and is a predicted model, not a curated record.
GUACUAGAUGCCACGUUGCUUCAUUUCCCCAACUGUCUCAUGACUUUUGAGUAGAAUUAUCUCCAUAAAAUAGUACUGCCCGUUGUAGGAUCAGUCUCCAAAAAUAUCCAAUCCCAUGUUGUCUGGAUUCUUGCCAGCCUCUGCUUUUCUUUUACUUAAUCAAGCAAUAAUUCAUACUACACACACUCCUCUCCCUUCCCUUCUUUUGUAAUUAUGUAUGGAAAUCUUGUGUAUAUUGGAAAAUCUUGUCUUUUAAUUGGAGGCUGCUAUCUUGACAAAGAUGGUUUCUUGAGGAUAUGAUUCCUAUCCAGUGAAAGUGCUAAGUGAGCACAGAAUAUCUUUUUCUCUGCCCAAAUAUAAUGGAGAAGAAGCAGAAGAAAUUCCUUACUGUAGCGCCAUUUCAGUGUGCUUGGCAUGACGAUUUGAGGUUUAGGGAAGCAGGAAGAGGUUGUGUUGCUUUUGAUGCCUUUGCACACAAUGAUGUCACAGUUGUCUUUCGGGAAAAUGCAGGCAGUCAGCAUUACCAUUAUAAAAGGGAUAAUAGUCCACACUACACUGUGAUUAUUGGUAGUCACAGGAAUAAAAGGUUGAAUAUUGAGGUUAAUGGGAAAACAGUUGUGGAUGUUGCUGGGGUUGAUCUUUACUGCUCUUCGACAUUCCAGAGUUACUGGAUUAGCAUAUAUGAUGGACUGAUAAGCAUUGGGAAGGGGAGGUACCCUUUCCAAAACCUUGUCUUUCAGUGGCUGGACUCAAACCCAAAUCGCAGUGUGCAGUAUGUCGGGCUUAGCAGUUGGGAUAGACAUGUUGGGUAUCGGAAUAUCAAUGUUCUGCCUCUGACACAAAACCAUAUAUCCUUGUGGAAGCACGUGGAUUGUGGUGAAUAUAAUGGCAUGGAAGAUGCUGAUGAAGAGUUGGAAGAAGAUAUUGAAGACUAUGAAAAUUGGGGACUUGAAAAUUUUCUGGAAAGUUGGGAACUAGCAGACGUGUUCUUCAUAGUUGGAAAAGAGGCAAGGGCUGUCCCGGCACAUAAGAUCAUAUUGGCUGCAUCCGGGAAUUUUAGUUUGAGUUCCUCAGGAGAAGAUUUUAUCCACCUCCAAGAUGUUUCAUACCCUAUACUCCAUACACUUCUUGAAUAUAUAUAUACAGGCAAUACCAAGGUUCCAGAGUCGCAUCUCAGUUCUCUAAAAGCUCUGAGCUUACAGUUUGAAGUAAGUAUGCUGGUGAAGCAGUGUGAAGAAAUGAUGGAACGGUUUAAACUCAAUAAGAAACUUUUUGACUCCGGAAAAAGCAUAGAGAUAUCAUAUCCAAGCUCUCGGCUCAACUGCUGCACUGUGUUUUUGAACAAAUUACCCAUUGACGUUAAGAGGCUUACUAGUUUUCGAUUGACUGGUGAGUACAGUGAUGUAGAAAUUCACAUUGAGGGCCAUGGUCAAGUUGCAGGGGUGCAUAGAAUCAUCCUUGGCUUAUGGAGUGCCCCUUUUACAAAGAUGUUCACAAAUGGAAUGACUGAAAGUGUUUCCUCAAAGGUUUGCUUGAAAGAUGUCUGCUUUGAAGCAUUUAACAUUAUGCUCGAAUUCAUGUAUAGUGGAGAAGUUAACAAGGAAGAUACCAUGGACAUCGACACGUUGCUACUUCAGCUUCUUUUGUUGGCAGAUCAGUUUGGAGUUUCUCUUCUUCAUCAGGAAUGCUGUAAAAGACUUCUAGAACACCUUUCUGAGGACUCUGUGUGCCAAAUUUUGCAAGUGAUUCCGUCCAUUCCGUCAUGUAAACUAAUUGAAGAAACAUGUGAGAGGAAGUUCUCAAUGCAUUUUGAUUAUUGUACGACAGCCAGCAAUGACUUUGUCAUGUUAGAUGAAGCAACAUUUGGAAACAUUCUUCAGCAUCCAGAUUUGACAGUAACUUCUGAAGAACGAGUUCUCAACGCAAUCUUGCUUUGGUGUUGCAAAGCUCCGGAGUUGUUGAAUUCAACACCUGAACUCUUUUUCGGUGAAAGGCUCAACUCGCUCGACGAAUUUCUAAGUUUUGUACGGUUCCCUUUGCUUCCUUAUCCAAUGCUGCAAAAGUUGGAAAGAAGCAACCUCACCGCGUGCAUUCCUAAGUUCAAUCAGUUGGUGAAAGAAGCCAUUAGUUUUCUGGAAUUUGGAUCUUCUGGACAUGAGAAAGACAUAAAUAAAUUCCAGCAUAGGCGAUCGAGUUUUAAGGAACUCCAGUACAUAUGUGAUGGAGAUAGCAACGGAGUAUUGUACUUUGCAGGCACUUCCUACGGUGAACAUCAGUGGGUAAAUCCUGUUUUAUCAAAGAAAGUAACGAUUACUCCGAGCAGCCCCCUUUCCAGAUUCACAGAUCCAAAGGUUUUAGUCUCCAGAAGUUAUCAGGGCACAUCUUUUGCCGGGCCUCGGAAGGAGGAUGGGAGAACCACGUCCUGGUGGAUGGUUGACAUUGGCCACGGUCAUCAGUUGAUGUGCAACUAUUACACAUUGAGGCAGGAUGGAUCUCGAGCUUUCAUCAGAAAUUGGAGUUUUCAGGGCUCUAUGGAUGGAAAUAACUGGACGAACUUGCGAGUACACGAGAACGACGUAACAAUGUGCAAGCCCGGUCAAUACGCAUCUUGGCCUGUCGUCGGACCCAACGCUCUUCUUCCCUUCAGAUUCUUUCGAGCUGUCCUGACCGCUCCUACCACCGAUAUAACUAACCCUUGGAGCUUUUGCAUAUGCUUCUUGGAGCUUUACGGUUACUUCCGUUGACACGACGGGAUUGUUUCAAGGAAAUUUACCAGUACAGGUUCUUCAAUGAUAGUACAACAUGAGUAAUCCUACAUAUAGGUUGUCUCAAAGAGUAUCAUGUUAAUCAUCACUUGAUUUUAAGGUAGUUUCAUGGUUUGGUUUAAUCUGAAUCAGAUUACAAUGUUUGGACUAGCGGAUUAAGUGCAUAUUGCACAUGUAUUAUCUUGAUUACUGCGUUUUUCUUUUCUUUUCUUUUCUAUCAAUUAUUGCGUGUAGUUUAAGAUACACAGUAGGUUGAGUUUGAGUUGAGCCAAUUAGACCAUCCAAUAGAAAAGCACGUUGCUUUGGUCUU